This is a messenger RNA of Entamoeba dispar SAW760, 1101 nucleotides long. RefSeq lists its product as uncharacterized. Lineage: Eukaryota; Evosea; Mastigamoebida; Endamoebidae. Gene Ontology annotation, cellular component: vesicle; cytoplasm; plasma membrane. The transcript has a single exon. Gene Ontology annotation, biological process: vesicle organization; actin filament polymerization; clathrin-dependent endocytosis. The record is from RefSeq and is a predicted model, not a curated record. Gene Ontology annotation, molecular function: microtubule binding; phosphatidylinositol binding. Bases 1 to 1101 code for a protein of 366 amino acids.
AUGAAUUUCCAAACCACUUUGCAAGGAAAUCUUGAAUUUGUUUUUAAACAUGCAAGUCAUGACGUCAAAUUUGCUGGAGAUCUUGCUGAGUUAUUAGAUAAAUUAAGGUCUACAAGAAAAGAGUACUGUAAAAAUAUGGUUAAAAUUGCACAAGAAUUCCAAAAACAUGUUGAAAAUGAAUGUUUGUAUGGAACUACAAAAGAAGCUGUCACACAACUAUUAACUUCAGUAUUUGAAGAGGCUGAUGGACAAAUGAAAACAGUUGAAGUUUUAACAACGUCAAUUGAUAACUUUAAAUCUAAAAUGAAGGAAGUAGAAAAAUCUGCUAAAGCAGUUAGACAAGAUGCUGAAAAUAAAAUAAAAGAUGUAGAGAAAUGUAAAGAUGCUACAAAAAAAGAAAGAGAUAAAUUUGUUAAAUGUCAUAAAGACCUUGUUAGUGCAGAGUCAGAUAUUGAGAAAGGAAAAGCUAAUAAUCUCAUUGAUAAAAAGAUUAAAUCACUUGAAGAGAAAAGAGAUCAUUGCAAAGAAAAAAAAGAAGAUCAAAAUAAAAUUUACACUAACUCAGUUGAAACUACUAAUAAACGAAUUAAACAUUUCUUUGACGUUGACCAAAAUGAAAUAUUAGACUGUUAUAAUAAAUUUGAAGUAGCUUAUUUAGAAGCUAUGAAAGAAAUAUUAAAGAACUUCUCUAAUUCAUUAGCUAGUAUUCCUGAAGUUGUUAAACAAUCAAUGGAUAAAUAUAAUGAAAAAGCAUCUUCAAUUGACCCUCAAAAAGAUAUUGUUACCUUCUGUGAUUCUAAUAACACUUAUUGCCAUACUCCUACUUAUCUUCCAUUAUAUGAUGCAGAUGGUUUAAUUAUUAAACAAGAAGGUGCUCUUAAUGCUCGUAGAAGUGAUGACCCUAAAGGUAUGGAACGAGUAUUUUUAACCUGUACUGUAAUUAAAGAUUUUGAAGCAGAAGGUCCGGAAGAGAUGUCUGUUAAACGAGGAGAUACAGUUAUUGUUUCAGAGAAACAUUUAUCAGGAUGGUGGUAUGCAUCAAAUAAAGAAACGGCUAAAGCUGGUUUUGUUCCAAUGACUUUCUUAAAAGAUACAAACUAA